Xenopus laevis (African clawed frog) is the source of this 4152-nucleotide messenger RNA. RefSeq names its product vomeronasal type-2 receptor 26. The record is from RefSeq and is a predicted model, not a curated record. The coding region runs from base 1818 to 3752 and encodes 644 amino acids. Lineage: Eukaryota; Metazoa; Chordata; Amphibia; Anura; Pipidae. The transcript is spliced from 4 exons.
GUGCAGAAUUCUGCUGGAGCAGCACUAUUAACUGAUUCAUUUUGAAAAAACAUUUUUCCCAUGACAGUAUCCCUUUAAGAUGAUUUUUUUCCCAAAUUACUAUAUCCGUUACAAAUGUUACCAUACCACAUAAAGUCAACAGACCUAAAAUGAAUAAACCAAGCAUAAACAAAUUGAUUUGUAUUAAAUGGAUUGUACCACACCGCAUCUAAUACAUGGUUCCGUCAUUAUUGUAAGGCAUCAAAUGUAAGGGAAAUGCCCACAAUCACCACUCUUCUCACACUUCCCUUCCUUUCCUUUUCCCCAUUUUGAAAAGUUAACAAGAUAGACAAAUGUAAAUGUUAGAGCUAAGCGCCUGACAAGAGUGCUUUGUGAAAAGCCUACAAAGAUACUAUCAUUCUGUAUAUUGUUAAGGCAACAUUCAUGUUUGACAACUCUCGGAUCGACUGGAAAUUAAUUUUACCCAUUAUAAUUAAUAACACCACCAUAUUCACCCAUAUCCCCAAUAACUUUGAUACUAAAUUGAUAGAGGGCUACAGGUCUGAUGUUAGAUCUAGGUGGGAUCAGUUGGGCAAUUUUUCACAUACCGAACAUCCCCUAUUGAUAUAAUCUAGAUCCUAUCACAUCAAAUUUUUAAAUGUUUUAAAUGUAUUAAUUUUGCCUCUUUAUUCUGUUUAAACAGAACAAUGAAAUAAUAAUAAAUAAAUAAUUAAAGAUUGUGAAUUGCCCAGUGUUCACUUGGCACUUUAUUCACCCAAGCACUUUAUAUUUACUCAUUUAAAUAUGAAUUGAAUAAGUCACAUCUCAUUUAUGGUUUUAUUUGUGAAUUGAAGCAUUUAUUUUCAGUUUAAAUUAGUCAUACAUUCCCAAGAAAACCCUCUCCUCCACCUACUCACCCUGCUGCCUCCUCUGUCACUUUAGAAAGCUUUGCUAGUGAUUUCAUAGAUGUAAUUCAAAUUAUCUGCAAGAAAUACUGCUAAACACAGUUCCUUGCAUACAUCCCCUCUGCUGCUUCAACCUCAUCAUUUUCUACACUGACAGAGCAGAUCAUCUCUAUUCUCUACUCCCAUUUUACCCCUACUCUUGAUCCCAUUCCCCCUUGUCUCAUUCUACCUCUUUCAUUUACAUUUACUCAUUUUCUCACUUGACUCUUUAAUGUCUCUAUCUUUCUGCUGGCAUUUUCCCAAACCAGUGAUCCACAACCAGUGGCUAAUGAGUAUCUUUUGCUCACCAGUGGCCUCAAAGCAGAUGCUUAUUUUUGAAUUCCAAGCAUUAAGGCAAGGUUUUGUAAAAAAAACCAUAUGCCCUGCAAAACAGAAGCACCUUUCCUCACACAAGAGAAAAAUUCUCAUCCACGCCCUCAUCAUAUCCCAUACAGUCUAUGUAACUCAUUGCUCUGUGGAAUGUCCCUUUUUAACUUCCCUUCCAGUUUGAAAAUGCCCUAUAAUAAUUUGAAACUUAUAUUGCUAACCCUAUAACUUAUUAGGAUAAAAUACACUUUAGGACACCCAAGGGAAAUGUUAAUGACUCCUUGUAAGUUUUUGAGAGAGGAGUUCCAAAAGCAGGUGUGAGUAUCACUUAUAUCACUUUUACACUACACAGUGUUAUUGGCAAAUCUGUAGAACCCCACCCAGUGCCUAUACUUCUCUCCAUCCCUACAGAUCAGUUAUGGAGCUACAGACCCAUUGCUCAGUGACAGAGGCACCUUCCCAUACUUUUUCCGCACAGUACAGAGCAUUCAUGGUGAAUUUUAUGUCUUAGGGCAAUUCCUGAGACAUUUUGACUGGACCUGGGUUGGAAUAAUUACAUCUGAUGAUAUGAGUGGAGAGGAAGAAUAUAAGCUCUUGGCUAAGUAUCUCUCCAAUGCUGGUGUCUGCAUUGAGUUCACAUUAAGACUACAUAACUAUGAAAAGCAAUAUGUUACCAGUAUAACUGUUCAUUACAUGAAAACCAUCAGCCGCUCCUCUACCAAUGUCAUUUUAAUUUGUGGAACUGUAAAUUUAUUAUUUUUAACUUUUUUAUCUAAUGAAAAUUUUUUCCACAAAAAGACAUUCAUCCUUUCAUCAAACUGGGGAACUAAUGACUUUAUAACUACAUACGCACCAGUAUUAUUUAAUUGCAGUCUGGUGCUUGUGCCAGGGUACCAUUAUGAUCUGGAUACUCCUGAAAUGAGGAACUUUUUACAGAAUUUUAAUCCUUCUAAUUACCCUGAAGACAAGUUACUUGGAGAUAUAUGGAUUAUGUAUCUUCUUUGUUUGUCUAAAGACCCAAAUAAGAAUAAGAUGUAUGAAUAUAUUUACUUUGCUGCUCCAAUUCUUCUUAACUGUACUGGGCAGGAGAGAAUUACAGACCUUUAUGUUUUCAGAGGAGAAUACAACUCUCCCCGAGUGCAUCUGGCAGUUGAUCUGAUGUCUCGUGCUCUGCAUGAUAUGAACAUGAAGCUUGAAGAGAAAUCUGGAAGGAACAGAGAAACAUUACUUUAUAAGUCAGAGUUGCACCAUAAUUUAAAGAAAGUUCAGCUGAAAUCCAAACAUGGUGAAAUCUUCUCAUUUAAUGAAAAUGGAGAGUAUAUCACUAGUUCCAAGAUCUAUAUCAACUUAAUGAAUAUUUAUGGAAAGGUGACCAGAAACUUUCUUGGCGAGUUCUCUCCGUGGGCACCACCAGAUCAGCAGCUACAUAUAACCUCAAUGGCAAUUCCAUGGAAGACAAAAGACAACACGAUCCCAAGAGCUCAAUGUGUAGACAAUUGUCUCCCAGGAUACAGGAAAAUGCCAAUUCCUGAAGCCCAAACCUGCUGUUAUAAUUGUGUCCCAUGUUCCGAGGGAGAAAUCUCUAUUAUAACCGACAGUGUGAGCUGCACCCAAUGCCCAGACAUGGAAUGGCCUAAUGAGGCGAAGGAUCAGUGUGUACAAAGAAAGGAAGAUUUUCUCUCAUACAGUAAUGGUGUCAUUUCCAUAUGUUUUUUAACUCUAUCUAUUCUCUUUUUCCUGCUAACUCAGCUGGUAUUAGGAGUUUUUAUUAAAUACCAAGACACCCCCAUAGUGAGAGCCAACAACAGGAGCCUGAGCUUCCUCCUCCUUGUCUCCAUCAAGCUGAGCUUCCUCAGUGUGUUUCUGUUCCUCGGUCGCCCUGUGGAUAUAACCUGCAUGCUGCGUAACAUCACUUUCGGAAUCACAUUCUCCAUAGCUGUCUCUUCUCUCCUGGCCAAGACUAUCAUGGUUUGUGUUGCUUUCAAAGCCACCAAGCCAGGGAGCUCAUGGAGAAAAUGGGUGGGAGUCAAACUGUCCAAUUCUGUAGUCUUGUUCUGCUCAUUCAUUCAAAUAAUAAUCUGCAUGACUUGGUUGGCCAUUUCUCCUCCCUUUCAGGAACUGGACCUUCACACUUACCCUGGAACCAUCAUCAAUCAGUGCAAUGAGGGCUCAGCUAUUGGCUUUUACUCAGUUAUUGGGUAUAUGGGGCUUCUGGCAGCUGUUAGUUUUGUUUUAGCAUUUUUAGCUCGGACAUUACCGGACCGUUUUAAUGAGGCCAAGUACAUCACUUUCAGCAUGUUGCUCUUCUGCAGUGUUUGGAUCGCAAUGAUCCCGGCCUAUCUGAGCACCAAAGGUAAAAACACUGUGUGUGUGGAGAUAUUUGCCAUACUCACCUCAAGUGCUGGACUUUUAGUCUGUAUAUUUCUGCCCAAAUGUUACACAAUACUUUUCAGACCAGAAAUGAAUAUGAAAACGAAUUUGCUCGGAAACAAAUAUAAAUAAUAUUCAUAUAUGCUAUCAUAUGUAAACAGCAUUAUUAGAUAAUAAAACAUAUCCUUAUAUGCUAUAAAAUAGAAAAUCUUAAAAUAUAUGUUAAGAUGUUCUAUGUGCCUCUCCAGCCUGACUCUCAUUAAUACAGAGCAAGGGUCCUUGUACAUUUAGUGCAUUUGAUCACAAAGUUAUACAAUUUCUGUAGUUUGCUCUGUUCAUUAACAUUCACUAUUCUGUUGAUUAACAUUCGAUAAUAUAAUUGUUGUUAAUGAAGUUGCAUGUAUCAUGAGUGGUCAUUCACAAUGCCGCAUUCAGUGUACAAAUUGUGCAAAUAGCCACAGGCUUCAGUGCAUUUUGGAGCGCAAUGAGACAUUCUGAAUGCGCCUUAAAAUGAACUGCCUGCGCAGGUAGG